AUGCAGGAUCAAUCUGCUGGAGAGGAAUUUCCGGGAGAUGAUCCGACCGAUUAUCUGAACCGCUUCCCAUCCACGACUGUGAUUGAUCUCCCCCGAAGCCCCCCGAAGGUUCUCGAUGAGCUGGGCCAUGAGUUCCGGGUUGGGAUCAAUGGAUUUGGCCGUCUUGGCCGAUCAGUCUUCUGCAAGGCCUAUAACACGCCCUACAUCAACAUUGUCGCCGUCAACGACCCUCACGUGGACGCGGCCCGAGCAGCAACCCUCCUCCAGGAAGCGCACUCUCAAGGCCGGCUCGCCCCCGGUGCCAGCCUCGAAAUCCACGCGGAAUCUGCAGCCAACAGACUUCUGAUCCACGACACUGCCACGGGAAAGACUAUCACGGCGCAGUUUAGCGCGCAGGAUGACCCCUCCAUUCUGGGAUGGGGCAGCCUCGGCGCUUUCCACGUUGUCGAGUGCUCGGGUUUGUUCACGACCAUCGCGGCUGCGUCCGCACACUUGACCCAGUUAAGAAAGAUCUACGGAGCCCAUGAUGACAGCGUAGAUGGCGCAUUCAAGGUGCUGAUUGCAGCAGCGUCGCCUGACGCGCCGAGGUUCUACCCUCGCGUCAACUUGAGGGAGUGCCGGGUCGAGCAGAGCGUGGUUGCGUGUGCGCCGCCUGGAGAUGACGAGCACCUCUCGGUACAGGGAAAUGACGCUUCUGUCGAUAAGACUCACAUGUGGCAGUAUGCCGAUGAUGUGGUUCAGUUAUUGAGACCCGACAACCAACAGUACUAA
Diaporthe batatas is the source of this 771-nucleotide messenger RNA. RefSeq lists its product as uncharacterized. The record is from RefSeq and is a predicted model, not a curated record. NCBI's taxonomy places the organism in Eukaryota, Fungi, Ascomycota, Sordariomycetes, Diaporthales, Diaporthaceae. Gene Ontology annotation, molecular function: NAD binding; oxidoreductase activity, acting on the aldehyde or oxo group of donors, NAD or NADP as acceptor. Bases 1 to 771 code for a protein of 256 amino acids. The transcript has 5 exons.